This is a messenger RNA of Camelus dromedarius (Arabian camel), 2107 nucleotides long. It is a transcript of the gene CHP2, whose product is annotated as calcineurin like EF-hand protein 2. The transcript has 7 exons. Gene Ontology annotation, cellular component: plasma membrane. The record is from RefSeq and is a predicted model, not a curated record. Gene Ontology annotation, molecular function: calcium ion binding. Lineage: Eukaryota; Metazoa; Chordata; Mammalia; Artiodactyla; Camelidae. Bases 97 to 687 code for a protein of 196 amino acids. Gene Ontology annotation, biological process: positive regulation of sodium:proton antiporter activity.
CUCCCCGCCAGGGCUGUGGCCUUCGGCCCCGGGGCCACGGGGCGGAGGCGCCCGGGAGGCGGACGAGGAGGACGCCGGCCGCGCCGCAGCUCCGCCAUGGGCUCCCGCAGCUCCCACGCCGCCAGGAUCCCCGACGUGGACAGCAUCCGGCGGGAGACUGGCUUCUCGCAGGCCAGUCUGAUCCGCCUCUACCACCGGUUUCAGGCGCUGGACAGGAAUGAGAAGGGCUACCUGAGCCGCGUGGAUCUGCAGCAGAUUGGGGCGCUGGCAGUGAACCCCCUGGGAGACCGCAUUAUAGACAGUUUCUUCCCUGACGGGAGUCUGCGAGUGGAUUUCCCAGGCUUUGUCAGAGUCCUGGCUCAUUUUCGACCUGUAGAUGAUGAGGACAACGGAAACCGGGACCCUAAGGAACCUGAACCCCUCAACAGCAGAAUGAACAAACUUCGCUUUGCAUUUCAGCUCUACGACCUGGACCGAGAUGGAAAGAUCUCCAGGCAUGAGAUGCUCCAGGUACUCCGGCUGAUGGUCGGGGUACAGGUAACCGAAGAGCAGCUGGAGAGCAUCACCGACCGCACGGUGCAGGAAGCUGACGAAGAUGGGGAUGGGGCUGUGUCCUUCCUGGAGUUCACCAAGUCCUUAGAGAAGAUGAACAUUGAGCAGAAAAUGAGCAUCCGGAUUCUGAAGUGACCCCCUUUGUGCCUUUGGACUGCUCACACAGACGGGUUUUGCUUGGUAUUCAUCCUCACGGAGCACAGCCCCAGUAAACCAUAUUCCUCCUUCGACACUGAGCUCUAUUUAGGGCCAAGAAGAGAAAGCUGCAGGGAUGUGUACUAACUCAUUUGAUCUCAGAUCUGUGAAUCAGCUAGAAACCUUUUGGUUGCAAGUAACUGAAACCCCAAAUCAAAGGGACUUCAGUUAAAAAGUGAUUUUAUGGGCUCAUGUAAUGAAAAGUCUAGAAGUAUCUUCAGAAAACUGGAGAAGUCUGGAAGUGUCUCAGGCACAGCUGGAUCCAAGGGUUCAAAUGAUGCUCUCAGGACUCAGUUAUUCUCCGUCUCUCAGCUUGGCUCUCUUUUGUGUUGGUUUCAUUCUCAGGAGGGCUCUUUCCUCAUGGUGGAGGAUGACUACCAGCUGCUCCAGGCUUCCAUCCUACUAGCUUAGUAAUCCAGCGGGAAGAGAUUUUCUUUUCCAAUAAUUCUAAGCAAAGAGUGUCAUCAGCGCAUCUGGGGCCUUGUCCCUUCUCCAGGCCUAUUUGGCCAGGACUGUGCCAUGUGCUAGCUGCUAGGGCCAAGAAAUAAGGUCUGAGGACUCAAAGUGGGGUAAGGGAUGGCUGCUUAAAGGAAAAUGAAGGGCUGUUAUCAGAAGGGGGAGUGAUGCCAGUCGGGUAAAACAAGAAUAUCCAUUACUGUUAGGUUGACCAAACAGAGGGAGUCUUGAAGUCUGGCUUCUUAAAUGGGUUUUCGCUGAUCUUAUGGGUGCUUGCCAGUAUGAUGGUGACGGGUUGUGGCGGGGAGAGGUGAUGUAAAAGUAAUAAACAAGACAUACCUUCCUAGAGUGUGAAAUAAUGAAAAAGUUUGGAGAGUAAUUUCAUUUUUUUUUUCGUGGUAAGAUGUUCAGACAUUGACAUAUCACAGAGGAGAGUGGAGAAGUCUCAUAAAAUUAUGAGACUCUAUGUCUGUAGCAAAGCACACUGGCUGUACGUAUAGGACAUGCUGUUGGUGCCCUGCCCAGAUCCCUUCCCAGGUCUGUGCUGGAGUUGUCUUGUACCAACACGUGGGAGCCAAUGGUGUUUCUAUCUUCCUAGCUCUGCUUUCAGUGGUGUCAGAUUGGUAGCUUGAAAUUGCUGUGGUGGUUAGAUUUACAUGCCAGGCACUGGCAAAUGCAAUAGUCCAGGAUUUUUCUGCUUGGGAGAGAGCCUGUAGUUAAAUAUCUCUCAGUACGUCAGCUGCCUGGCAUUCACCAUUAUGGUAUAAGCCAAUGACUUCCUUUCCAGCUUUAUUGAAGUAUAAUUGGUAUACAAAAAACGGCACAUAAUUAAUGUAUGCAAUUUGAUGAGUUUGGACACAUGUGUACACUCAUAUUACCAUUACCACAAUCAAGGUAAUAAACA